This is a messenger RNA of Salvelinus fontinalis (brook trout), 2173 nucleotides long. RefSeq names its product phospholipase A2, minor isoenzyme-like. The transcript has 3 exons. Gene Ontology annotation, molecular function: calcium ion binding; phospholipid binding. Lineage: Eukaryota; Metazoa; Chordata; Actinopteri; Salmoniformes; Salmonidae. The record is from RefSeq and is a predicted model, not a curated record. Bases 1671 to 2027 code for a protein of 118 amino acids. Gene Ontology annotation, biological process: arachidonate secretion; phospholipid metabolic process; lipid catabolic process.
GCACUGAAACACACGAGAGGCCACGUCUCAGACAGACAGAGCACAUUUAAAUAUCUACACCGGACAUUACCAUUUUUAUAUCAGAAACAAAUAAAAACUAGUGAAUCACUCAAAUGGAACCAUACAGCAUCAUGGUUGAACUGGGCAACGUCACAUUCACAACUGGGCAACGUGCCUGGUGAGCCCUUAUUGCUUAAUGUAAAUGUAUUUUGCAUAACCAGCUGUGAGUAAAAUAUUUUGCAGUACACACUGACUUGACUAAAGGAAUAUUUUCUGCAAAGAAAGCUAUGACAGGAUGACUGUACACUGCUCUGUUAUUAAAAAGCAUAGACAGCAUCAAAGCUCUGUCUUAAAAUACAGUGUAAUUAAUAAUACUUACAGACUGGCAGACAGAAGGCUAACAGCAGCAGCGUGUGAGAAGACCUCAUUUUGGCGAUGAAGAGUAUCACUGAUCUGGAACGCAACUGAUAUAUAUAGAAUCAUGGCCUUUAGGGGCAGGCUUUGGAUGAUUAGAUAGGGUGCGAUACACAGUGGACUGCACAGACAUAUUAUAAUAAACACUUGUGUAUAGUGAUAAAGGUGCAUUGAAUCACAUUUCAAUACCGGUUACAUGUUUUAUUUAUUUAACCAGGUUAAUCUCACUGAUUAAAAAUCUUUUUCAAUAGCGAUAGGAUAAUAUGCAGAAAUACAGGAGACUCAUUAGGUCAUUGUACAAGGCUUGACUGGAGUUGUGUAAUGGAAAUGUGUGGGAAUUUAAGCAUGUGUUUUGUCAUUUACACAGCUAUCUGCUGGAAUGUACUUUGGAAGAACAUCAGGGGAAAUGCAAAAUGUACCUUUCAGAGUAUUAGCAAUUGAUAUGAUAGAGGACAAGGCUGGUAUUUCAACCCCAACAAUGACUGCUUUAAGAAAGCAAUAUAAAAGAGGAAAAAUGACAUAAAUCAGUCUAAUUUGAUUGGAUAUACCAUAGAGAAUUAAAAUAUUUAUUUUAUCCAGCCAUAAAACAUCCACCAGCCAAUAUUUCAGUUAGGAUUUGACUUACUUAAACUCUACUUUAUAGACCCGAGGCUGAUAUUACUCAGCAGUCCCCAAUAGCAUAACAGCUCCUGUCAUUUUAGUGUCAUGUAGAAAUCACAUUCAACCCAUGUUUCCCUUUACAUGUCAUAUCAUGUUUCUGUUUUGAAUUUGUAUAUGUAAUAGCAGUAGCAAUCUUGGGUAAACAAGUUUAGAACCUGAGGAAAGCAUUUUAGCUGAGAUAUCAUUCAUAUUCCUGGCUGUAUGACACAACCCCUCCCAGUUUACCUCCCAUUUUAGCACUUGUUCUCCUUGACCUCCCUUCAUCUAAUAUAAGAGGAGGUAAGGUUGGUAUAUACCCUCAAUGUUUCCUGUCAUGCAUCCAAAAUCCCUCCUGUUGCUGCUGACCGGUAAGCCUGUUACAUUUCAAUAUUGAUUCGAAGCUUGUUGUCCACUUUUUCACUUGCCUAAGAAUAUACAUAAAGUCUGAGAUGAUUUCAGAUAGAAUAAUAAUCAUGUGUGCCCUCUGUAACUCUUAUUUGGAACCUCAAUGUCAGGAAUAUGUGCAGUAGUGUGACUGAUAGCUUCACCUCCCUCCUCUGCCAGCAUACGUAGCCCAUGGUUCACUGCAGCCCCAGGCUCUGUGGCAAUUUGGCAGAAUGAUCACGUGCACCCAGCCUGAUGUCAACCCCUUCAUGUACAAUAACUAUGGCUGUUGGUGUGGCUUGGGGGGGACUGGGACUCCCAGGGAUGACCUGGAUAGGUGUUGUGAGGUCCAUGACCUCUGCUACCGAGCGAGCAGGCAUCUUCCAGAGUGCCGUCCCAUCAUUGACGUCCCUUACAUCAAGGUGUACAUAUUCUCUUGCACGAAUGGGCAGGUCUCCUGUUCAGCUUCCAACGAUGUGUGCCAGGCCUCAGUGUGCGAGUGUGACCGAGUCGCCGCCAACUGCUUCGCCCAGUCCACCUACAACCCUGAGAACAAUAACCUGGACCCCAAAACCCACUGUAUCACCUGAGCCAAGACAAAUCCUCUGGAAGCAGUACAAACAUCUGAAACUACUGUAGAUUCACUGAAUGUUUAUGAAUCCUGUUUCAUGGAUGUGUGUCAUGUUUGCUGGAAUGGAAUUUACUGUGCCAAUUAAACUGUUGACCUAUUAAAUGA